Molecule: messenger RNA, 1435 nt
Organism: Coturnix japonica (Japanese quail)
Lineage: Eukaryota; Metazoa; Chordata; Aves; Galliformes; Phasianidae
Gene: HPX
Product: hemopexin
Source: RefSeq, a predicted model, not a curated record
AUUUAAAGCGGCGGCGGCGGCGGAGCUGCACCUCACACCAUGGGGGGGGUCACGGCCGCGCUGUGCCUCGCGGCGCUGCUGGUCCUGGUGGGCGGACGGCCGCUGACUCAGCACAAACCCUACACACCUGGAGAUGGGCGCCCUCAUGGGGCCGAGCCCCCCGGCAACGACACCGCCCUGGCCCAGAUCUGCGGGGAUGGGGGCGGCUUCGACGCUGCGACGCUGAGCGAGAACGGCACCAUGCUCUUCUUUAGAGGAGGGGACGUGUGGGAGACCUCGCGGGAGAGACCCCAGCUCCGCAGCCGCCCCCUGGCUGAGUCCUGGCCUGAGCUGGAGGGUCCCGUGGACGCAGCGCUGCGCAUCCACCGCCGAGACCACCCCGAGGAGCACCAGAGCCUCUACCUCUUCCAGGGUGAGAAGGUCUGGUCCUAUGCCGGGGGGCAGCUGCGCCCCAAUUUCCCUCGGCUCAUUGGGGACGAGUUCCCGGGGGUCCCUGGAGAUCUGGAUGCUGCUGUGGAGUGUCACCCCGAGGAGUGCGGUGGGGAGACCGUGCUUUUCUUUAAGGGGGAUCGGCUGUUCUCCUUCGACCUGGAGCUGCGGAGGACGAAGGAGCGCCCUUGGGGUGUGGGGCCGUGCGACGCGGCGCUGCGCUGGUUGGAGCGCUACUACUGCCUGCAGGGCACACAGUUCUAUCGGUUCAAACCCCUCGAAGGGGCCGUGCUCCCCGGGUACCCCCGUGACCUCCGGGACUAUUUCAUCCCCUGCCCUGGCCGAGGUCACAGACAUGUCAACACCUCAUGGGGUGACGCUGGUGACCGCUGCAGUGGGCAGCCUUUCCAGGCCAUCACCUCCGAUGACAGCGGUCGCAUCUAUGCCUUCCGUGGAGGGCUGUCAUUCCGGCUGGACUCAUGGCGGGACGGGUGGCAUGCGUGGCCGCAGGGACACAGCUGGCCGGGUCUGCAGGGGGACGUGGAUGCCGCCUUCUCCUGGGAUAAGCGCAUGUAUCUGAUCCAGGGUUCGCAGGUCUCCAUCUACCUCUCGGGCAGAGGCGGCCACCAGCUGGUGGAGGGGUACCCCCGGGCUCUGCAGGAGGAGCUGGGGGUCCCCAAGGCAGAUGCCGCCUUCACUUGCCCCGGAUCCGCAGAGCUCUACGUCAUCACAGGGAACCGCGUGUGGCGCGUGGACUUGACACAGAGCCCACGGCGAGUGGAUCGGCCGCAGCCUCUGCCCCACGAUGGAGUGGACGGGGCCAUGUGCACAGCUGAGGGCGUCUACCUGCUGCGUGGGGACAGCUACCACCACUACAGGGACGUGGCUGAGCUGCUGGCUGCCCCCCUGCCCGCAGCCCCCCGCAGCAUCGCUGCCGAUCUGUUCCGCUGCACACAGUGAGCGCAGCCCCCACCCCAGGCUGCAAUAAAGGCUGUGGAGACCCUGC